Echinops telfairi (small Madagascar hedgehog) is the source of this 963-nucleotide messenger RNA. Its product is annotated as receptor of activated protein C kinase 1-like. NCBI's taxonomy places the organism in Eukaryota, Metazoa, Chordata, Mammalia, Afrosoricida, Tenrecidae. Gene Ontology annotation, cellular component: nucleus; cytosol. The record is from RefSeq and is a predicted model, not a curated record. Gene Ontology annotation, molecular function: translation regulator activity; ribosome binding; protein kinase C binding. Gene Ontology annotation, biological process: positive regulation of protein phosphorylation; rescue of stalled cytosolic ribosome.
GCACCUGCCGCCGCCAUGACUGAGCAGAUGACCCUUCGUGGCACCCUCAAGGGUCACAACGGCUGGGUAACGCAGAUCGCUACCACGCCACAGUUCCCCGACAUGAUACUGUCUGCCUCGCGAGAUAAGACCAUCAUCAUGUGGAAACUCACGAGGGAUGAGACCAACUAUGGCAUUCCCCAACGUGCUCUGUGUGGUCACUCUCACUUUGUGAGUGACGUGGUCAUCUCUUCUGAUGGCCAGUUUGCGCACUCAGGCUCCUGGGAUGGAACACUACGUCUCUGGGAUCUGACAACGGGCACCACCACACGCCGCUGUGUAGGCCAGACCAAGGAUGUGCUGAGUGUGGCCUUCUCCUCUGACAACCGGCAGCUUGUCUCUGGCUCCCGAGAUAAAACCAUCACGCUGUGGCUUACUCUGGGAGUUUGCAAGUACAUACAGGACGAGAGCCACUCUGAAUGAGUGUCCUGUGUGCAUUUUUCACCCAACAGCGGCAAUCCCAUCAUCAUCUCCUGUGGCUGGGACAAGUUGGUCACGGUGUGGAACUUGGCUAAUUGCAAACUGAAAACCAACCACAUCGGCCACACAGGCUGCCUGAACACUGUGAAGGUCUCUCCAGAUGGAACCCUCUGUGCUUCUGGAGGCAAGGAUGACCAAGCCAUGCUGUGGGACCUCAGUGAAGGCAAGCACCUUUAUACCCUUGAUGGAGGCAACAUCAUCAACGCCCUGUGCUUCAGUCCCAACCGCUACUGGCUCUGCUGCACAGGCCCCAGCAUCAAGAUCUGGGACUUGGAAGGCAAGAUCAUUGUGGAUGAGCUGAAGCAAGAAGUUAUCGGCACCAGCAGCAAGGCCGAGCCACCCCAGUGCACCUCUCUGGCCUGAUCUGCUGAUGGCCAGACUCUGUUUGCAGGUUAUACAGAUAACCUCGUGCGAGUAUGGCAGGUGACCAUCGGCACUCGGUAG